GGAACCGUGUACACAACAAAGGAAAAGAAGCAAAGUUUGAGAAACGGACAGACAACAUUCUCUUCCCAUCAACCAAAGCGGAAGAUGACAAUUGGGUUUCUUACGAAAGAGAAUAAAGUGGGGUUGGGGUUGAGAUUAUCAAUUAAAUUUUAGAGCUUUAGGCAUCGAUGGAGGCUCGUGUGGGAAACAAGUUUCGGCUCGGACGCAAAAUCGGAAGCGGUUCUUUUGGAGAGAUCUAUCUCGGUACUCAUAUUCAAACACAUGAAGAAGUUGCAAUCAAGCUUGAAAAUGCCAAGACAAAACAUCCACAGCUUCUCUAUGAAUCCAAGUUAUACAGACUUCUACAGGGCGGAACUGGUGUUCCAAAUGUCAAGUGGUUUGGUGUUGAAGGCGAGUACAAUGUGCUGGUGAUUGAUUUACUUGGCCCUAGUCUUGAAGACUUGUUCAAUUUCUGUAGCAGGAAACUUUCUCUCAAGUCCGUCCUCAUGCUUGCUGAUCAAAUGAUAACCCGUGUUGAGUAUUUCCAUUCAAAAUCUUUCCUUCACCGAGAUCUCAAGCCAGACAAUUUCCUCAUGGGUUUAGGAAGACGUGCAAACCAGGUGUACAUCAUUGACUUUGGUCUUGCUAAGAAGUACAGGGAUAACACUACUCAUCAGCACAUUCCUUACAGAGAAAAUAAGAACCUCACUGGAACUGCAAGAUACGCUAGUAUGAAUACUCACUUGGGAAUUGAACAAAGCCGAAGAGAUGACUUAGAAUCUCUUGGUUACAUCCUCAUGUACUUCCUUAAAGGAAGUCUUCCAUGGCAAGGACUUAAAGCUGGAACCAAGAAACAAAAGUAUGAGAGAAUCAGCGAAAAGAAAGUCUCUACAUCAAUCGAGUCUUUAUGCCGUGGCUACCCAUCUGAACUCGCAUCUUACUUCCACUACUGCCGCUCGCUCCGGUUUGAUGAUAAACCAGACUACAACUAUCUCAAAAGAAUAUUCCGGGAUCUCUUUGUCCGCGAAGGGUUUCAAUUGGAUUAUGUUUUUGACUGGACCAUAUUAAAGUACCAAAAGUCACAGCUAACAGCUCCUCCAUCACGUGGCGUCUUAACUCCUGCGGCUGGAACCAGUGCGGGUAACAGAACAUCUUUAACCAAUAGAAUGUUUGAAAAGUUUUUUAAGCUUUGUUUUGAUUUGUUUCUUGAAGGGGAGGAAGAGAGAGUGAGACCAACGAUGGAUUCAUCAAGAAGGAGAGCCUCUGGAGCUCUUGACAACUCUGCAGCUACUAGAGCCCCUACGAUGCCAAGAGAGUCACUGUUUGCACAGUCAGCAGGAUCAUCAAGGAGAGUAACGUCGGAGGAGCUACACUAUGCAGGCGGUGGAGUAAGAAACUCUGCGGUGGUUUCAACGACAGAAGGGAAGAGAUCAUCUUCCACCAGGAAACAGUAUGACUCCGCGAUGAAAGGCAUUGAGACUCUCCAAGUCUCAGACGAAAGGUUUCACCACCGUUGAACCAGAAGAUAGAAAAAGAAUGGUUACGUGACAGAUAAUAAUACAUUAUAUAUAUAUAUAUAUAUAUUUGAGUUUAAGAAAUGCAUUGGUGCAACCGUGAUCUACAAGUUUCCUGAUGCACCUGACCCGUCACUCCUGGAUCCAAUAAAAUGGAACCACUACGAUGUCUCUGCUGUUACACAUUUGCUCAGGAACUACCUUAGCCAGUUUGGGAGGUAACAACUUUAAAUAAAUGUUAGAUUUCUUAUGCCAGGAUCAAAUUAUAAAUAAUCUUUUUAGGUGUUCUA
Messenger RNA from Brassica rapa (field mustard), 1783 nucleotides. RefSeq names its product casein kinase 1-like protein 12. Gene Ontology annotation, molecular function: protein kinase activity; ATP binding. Gene Ontology annotation, biological process: protein phosphorylation. The record is from RefSeq and is a predicted model, not a curated record. Lineage: Eukaryota; Viridiplantae; Streptophyta; Magnoliopsida; Brassicales; Brassicaceae.